Messenger RNA from Macrosiphum euphorbiae (potato aphid), 537 nucleotides. NCBI's taxonomy places the organism in Eukaryota, Metazoa, Arthropoda, Insecta, Hemiptera, Aphididae. The record is from the annotation of a GenBank genome assembly.
AUGACUAUCGCUGAUGAUGUCGGGACGUAUUACAUACCCCACCACCCGGCCUUCAAUUCGGCGAGCAAAAUACGAGUGGCAUUUGACGCCUUCGCCAAGGCCAGCUCACACUUCUCGCUAGACCAAUGCUUUCACACCGGGCUGAAGUUGCAGCUGGAUAUUCUGGACAUUUUAACUAGAUUCCAUCUUCAUAAAUUUGUGUUCACCGCCAGCAUUUGCAAAAUGUACCGGAAAAUCCUCAUGCGCUCGGAAUACCGGUACUUCCAACAUAUAUUUUGGCGAUCGUCACCGUUGGAUGAAUUAAAGGAAUAUCAACUUAACACCGUAACUUACGGAGUUAAUUGCGCCCCAUUCUUGGCACGAUGCGUAUUGAAAGAUAUCGCUGAGAACGAGUGCAAUGACUUCCCAGAAGUCCUGGACGGACUGAGAUAUCAGACCUACGUGGAUGACAUUUGUUUGGGGGCAGACACCGAGGAACUAGGUACUAUCGAGUGUGCAGUCAGAUUUAAUAGCUAUCCUGGGCCGCUCUGCACUUGA